Molecule: messenger RNA, 969 nt
Organism: Peniophora sp. CBMAI 1063
Lineage: Eukaryota; Fungi; Basidiomycota; Agaricomycetes; Russulales; Peniophoraceae
Source: the annotation of a GenBank genome assembly
AUGGACGGCUUCUUCUCUUCGCUAUCGUCGAAUGCGCUCCCGCACGACGGCCUACCUCACUACUCUGCAGUCGGGCUCCCCACAGCCUCCAGCGUUAUAUCUCUUGGUCUGACCGCUACGACCAAUGGGUCAGACGUUAUCAUCCCUCAAGUUUCCACCUGCGCUGCCUCUUCGAUCCCUCGCACGGAUUGUCAAUCUGUAACGCUUUCGUCGAGCAGUAUCAUGGCAACGGUCUUGGGCGAUACGGAGCCGAGACCGUCAGGUAGUGAACAGACUGGGGAAAGUCGCAGCAUACCGCCAUCCAUGAGCGCCCUUGCUCAGUUCACCGCGGACGUCGCCGAAACCGUGGCCUCAGUCGACUACACAGGCAUCACGGCGAAAAAACGUGGAGAUACGUGCUGGCGUGUGGAUCAGUCGGGUCCGACCCCGUGUUCAAAAAGAGGCUCCCCAUCAUCGACGCAGCAGGCUGCUGCGGAGAUAUCUUCCAAUCUUCGUCAGCGCCAUCCAGUGAAACACGAUGCAAGUUCUCUUGACAUUUUGCCUCGUUGCACUCUGGACACGCUAGUAUCUCCGUCACAUGUGUCUAUAGUUGAUCCUGAGGCAAGCAUCACCGAGCGUCAAAGAAACCACCCAGACGACUCCCAUGGAGUGGCCCUUCUCAUGCUCACCAUGGCUACAUUGAGUGCUGUGCCGAUAUCAGUAUGCGCCACGGCCACAGAAGCUCACAGCUGCCCUGUUCUUUGGAGUGUGGCUUUUAUUUCGGGUGUUGCUGCUCUCGCACUCUCACUCCUCGGCCUCGUAUGGGCCUUGAUCCAUCCCUGUGCGUGCGAACAACGCAUGCUCAGACGGACUCUUGCUUCCUUCGUUGCCUUGCUCGCGCUUCUCAUACUGGCAAGCUUUCUUUUGUUGACCCUCGCCUCUCAACCCUGGCUUCUAGGUCCACACUAUGCUCGCAGCCCCCGCGCGUAA